Cryptomeria japonica (Japanese cedar) is the source of this 1712-nucleotide messenger RNA. Its product is annotated as protein DMR6-LIKE OXYGENASE 1. NCBI's taxonomy places the organism in Eukaryota, Viridiplantae, Streptophyta, Pinopsida, Cupressales, Cupressaceae. The coding region runs from base 1 to 1068 and encodes 355 amino acids. The record is from RefSeq and is a predicted model, not a curated record. The transcript is spliced from 4 exons.
AUGACAUCCGCAGCACAUGUUGGGUCUAAUCUCAAUGCUAUGGACAAAUUCAUGUCCAAUGGACACAAUCAUCUUCAUGUUCAGGAUAAGCAUGUCUUUCCUCCGGGUGAACGUCCUGACAUGUCCCAGGUCUGUCAUUCUUAUACAUUUCCAGUCAUUGACCUCAAAGAUUUGGAUGCGCCUCAUAGAAUAAACGUAAUCAAUGACAUUAGCCAGGCAUGCGAGGAGGACGGCUUCUUCCAGAUCAUUAACCAUGGAGUGCCAGAAACUGUGAUGAAAAGCAUGAUGGGCAUUGCCAAAGAGUUUUUUGAAAUGCCUGUGGAAGACAGUGUUUGUUUCCAUUCAGAGGAUCCAAGGCAAGCUGUCAGGGUUACCACGAGCUUCAAUGUCACCAAAGAUGAAUUAUUUGACUGGAGGGAUUAUCUAACACACCCAUGUCAUCCGCUGGAGGAAUUCAUCAAUUCAUGGCCCCAAAAGCCUGCACUUUACAGAGAUGUUGCAGGGAAGUAUGCCAAGGAGAUAAGAGUACUGGUUCUAAGGCUUUUGGCUGCAAUUUCUGAAGCUCUCGGACAAGAUUCUGAUUAUUUGAAUGCAAUGUUUGGCAAGCAUAUCCAGAUGCUGCACAUAAAUUACUAUCCUGCAUGCCCAAAUCCAGAUCUUACCUUUGGUGCAGCACCUCAUUCAGAUCCAGGUGGCAUUACCGUUUCGAUGCAAGGUGAUGUGAGUGGCCUGCAAGUGCUAAAAGAUGGGAAAUGGUUUGCAGUAGAACCAAUACCCAAUGCCUUUGUGGUCAAUGUGGCUGAUCAAAUUGAGGUCAUAAGCAAUGGAAGAUUCAAAAGCGCCGAGCACUGGGGCAUAACCAAUACAACCACUGCACGCAUCUCUAUUCCCACCUUCUAUGGGCCUUCGUCUGAUGCCUUCAUCGCUCCUGUAGCAUCCAUGGUGGAUGAGGAGCAUCCGGCUUUACACAGAGGAUAUAAAUUUGAAGAAUACAUGAAGGCAUUCUGGAGCCAAGGUUUGAAGGGUAAGAGCAUUUUGGAUCGCUUCAAGAUCGAAAUCAGUCCAUGAUUGAAAAAUGUGGUAUACAAUUGGUGUUGUUGGAACAUACAUAUACAUAUGUAUGGUACGUACAGUGGACACUAUCUGGUAUGUGAAAAGGUGAAAGAGUGAAGGAUUAUGAAUAUUAGAAAGGUAUUUAGUUAUAUGUUUGUGGGUAUUUGGAAGUAGUGCGAAAAUUUCAGUUAUAUCUAUAUAGCGCAAUGUAUCAUGAAUAUGUAACGGAGAAUGAAUACAAUGUAAUAAUUUUAAGUUUAUAUAUUCUAUUUAUAUAUUAUGUAAACUUUCAAGUUUUAUUACUGUUUUAUAUUCCUUCCAUUGAUAUCAGAGUUGUAGGGAGGCCCUAUGAGUGCAUAAAAACCAUUGCACUUGUUUGUUCCUGUGCGUUGAUGUGAGGGAGAGAUAUGCUAUUGCAGUUUGGAAGGACAGAAACACAGAGUUUAGAAAAGACACAUAGUUUAGAAAAGAAUUGUAUGCAAAGAGAAUCAGUGACAAGUUAGAGAAUAAACGUGAGGGUUUGAAUCGCUCCUAUGAAGAGCCGAUGAAUAUGUGCUGGUUAUUGAUCUACAGUUGUUCAGAUUGGAUAUAAAGGCAUAAAUUUGGUGAAAUUGCUUUCAACUUUCAUUGCUGGUCCUAAAGUUUUUGUUAUUUUACUA